GAGAGACUUACAGGAGAAUUAGGUAAAUGGCAUACCACUAGCCAGGUGAGAGACACUUUACCCUCGAUAUUAACAUUUCCGUCGCCGAUCCUGUUCACCAGAACCGGCAAAGCACUGCUGCCUGUGCUGUUUGGUCUGGCAACACUCCCCGCGGGGAAAAUAAUAUCAUGUUGUCUAGAAAUUACACGAGUGUCUUCAGGUACAGACGGUUGUCUGCGGCGGUACCUGUAUUCACCUGUGUUGAGGUAAGUAGAUAGUGUGGCGGCACGACCCAGCUAUCACAGCGGGCCCUUGCAUGUAGCUUGUGACCAAGGCGGGGUUGCCCAACAACCAGGUACGCCAGGUAAAGUUGUCUCUUGGCUGUCGACCGAAUCGCACCUGUGAUUUGUGACGAGAUUGUUUGAGCAGCGAAACCAAUUGUUACCUGAGUCGGUUGUCACUUGUCUGUCGACUCCGAAGGACUUAAGAAACUUCAGUUCUGACCGUCGCAUUCUGCAGCGCCAACACACACAACAGUUAUGGCUGCCACAGAGUCGGGGGCACCACUUCCAGGCGUUUCACCACCUCGCUGAAGAAGAAGAAACCAUCAUCCGAUAACGAUUAUCAGGAACUUUCUUCGAAGCCCAGCAAUAAUUUUUUCGGACUUUUGUUUUGUGGGUGGACGAACUCGCAUAAUGUACGGCGAGAUACACAGAGAAAGUGUGAGUAGAAAAAGUGGACCGGCGUGGUUUGUGGGGAGAUAAUUCCCACAUCUCGUCGUCGCUGACCUUUUUGCACCCGUCCGUGGGCGGGGCAGACCCCGUGAGGUCAUAUUACCAACAACGAAGCAGACGCCAAAAUGGACGAGAAAAGAAAAUUUGGAAGACUUCAUACGAUAAUGGAGGAAGGUCAUCCCUCACCCGGAAGAAUGAAUGGACACGGACCCGGGCGUGGACUGGCUGGCGGGGCAGGUGGUGCCAAGGGAGGCAAGCUGCAGCAUGACCACAGUUCUGUGCCCAUGCUGUGCAUCCAGUCCGAGACGCCGGUGCCCAACUCAACCCAAACCCCCGGCUCUCUGAAAACCAUGGGGCUAGGGGGAGGCGCGGAGAACCUGCCAGCCCUGUCGAGUGCUCGUUCCCUCAUCAACGGAGGGGUGCCCUCGCCGCAGGCCUCCCCCCGCUUUGGACAGGCUGCUGGCCCGGGAUUCGAACAGAAGCAGGUGCCGGCCAGCAAUGGUUUCCACCGCACCGCCGGGGCUCACUUUACACGUGUACAUCCGGGUUUUGCGGGCAAACCCGCUAGAACAGAGGUGAGCAAUGGUAUGUACGGGCCUCAGAUCAUCCCUCUCAACCCGCGCCAGGCUAAUGGCCAAAUCCACAACCACCAGCAUCACAACCAGCACCACAACUACAACCACGGCGUCCGACAGAUGGGCGGCGCCCAGCAGCCCUCACAUCUUCGGUCGGCCAUGAUUGAUCUGGCAGCGAGCGGCAGCAUGGUCGCCGAGCAUCUCCACCUGCCCACCCAGAGGCUACAGACGCACACCCCGACCCCGAGCGAAAUAUCCAGCAUCACGGCGCGCUCUGUCUCCUCACCCCGUCAGACCAUCAACACCCCGCUGUCCCUGACCUCCGACCGCGCCUCCCUGUCCACCCCGGGUACCUUCAGCAACAGCGGCACGGCGGGUGGAGGCGGUGCGGACAGACACGUGUUCCUAGAGCCGCUGCCGAAGCAGCAGGAGUGGCAGCACUUCAAGACCUUGCCGUCCGUGGCGACGCCGCAUGGCGCUGGUUCUGUCGCGAGCGGCAGCGAGAUGGAGCAAAGCCUGCACCUGGGCGGCGUCGGAGGCGGCGGCAGCAGCGGCAGCGCGGUGUCGCACUACCCGGGCAGCUGCACCCUGUCGCCCAAUCAGGGUUUCGACACCUCGCCCUUCCCCUCCCGCUUCACCACCCCCCGUCACUCCGCCAACGGACACUCACGCACCUCUCACAAGCGCGCCCUCUCCAUCUCGCCUUCUCUUUCGGACGGCCUUGACCUCAGCCAGCUGAUUCGCAUCUCGCCCACGUCCUUGACCUUGUUGAAUAACUCGCAAGGGUCCUCCUCCUCCGGAAGCCCCCAGCCGGGCCAGCCGGGCUCUUUUUCGCACAUGGUACGCAACAGCUCCCCGUACCCGCUGACGCACUGCGGAGGUCAAAGGUUCCUGGGGGCCUUCACCCCGCAACACAGUGCAUCCUUGGGGCCAAGCCUCAAGCCUGAUGGGGACAGCUUCUUCAGCAUGGGACCGCCAGAGUGCGCUGGGAGCUACCUUUCGGAUUUUAUGUCCACCAAUGCCUGUGUGGCGCGGUUCAGUGAGAUGCCUUACAUUGAGAACUCUUACGCCAACGGUUACAUGCCGACGCUGGGUCAGACAUCAGGCUUGCAACAGCAGCAACCGCCGCUGCAGAACAUGGCGACAGGCGUGCCGCACAGCACCUUUGCACCGAAUCUGGGGCUGGGCAUGGACACGGGCCAGGCUGCGGCUGUCGCCUCGGUGCCCGGCAUGUCGGUCAUGUCCUCCGUGGGCAGCAAUCUCUUAGGCAACGGCCUGUCCAUGCGGCCCCCUCCAUCCUACAUUGAGGCCGUCGAACAGCAGCAGCACCACCACCAACACCAACACCCACACCAGCACCAGCACCAGCACCCGCAUCACCACCAGCAGCAGUUGCCUAUGUCCAUGGCAGCGGUUCAGCAUCAACAACCACAACACCCACCUUCUCAUCCACAUCCCCAGCCUCAGCAGCAGCAACAACAGCCUCAGGUGAAGCAAGACUCAGUGACGGCCUUGUCCCAUUUCUUGAAUCAGCCUGAGGUCGGGGAGGAAGAGCUAGUGGGUGAGGAUGAUGGAGGGACUAUGACGUGUCAGUGGUACGAGUGCCGUCUCAAGUUCCGAGAGCAGGACGAGCUGGUGCGUCACAUCGAGAAGGCGCACAUAGACCAGCGCAAGGGCGAGGACUUCACGUGCUACUGGGCCGGCUGCCAGCGCCACGGCCGCUCCUUCAACGCACGCUACAAGCUUCUCAUCCACAUGCGCGUGCACUCCGGCGAAAAGCCCAACAAGUGCACGUUCGAGGGCUGCAACAAGGCUUUCUCCCGGUUGGAGAACUUAAAGAUUCACCUGCGGUCACACACAGGUGAGCGGCCGUACCUAUGUCAACACGACGGGUGCAACAAGUCCUUCUCCAACUCCUCCGACCGUGCUAAACACCAGCGCACACAUCAGGACACGAAGCCAUACGCGUGUAGCGUCCCAGGCUGCAGUAAGCGUUACACAGACCCCAGCUCUCUCCGGAAACACUUCAAGAACCAUAGCCGGGAACAGCAGCAGAAAAAACGAAUGAAGAAAGAUGGAGAACUGUCUCUGGGUGGAGAUAUUUUGAAUGAUUGCCUGACUAUCCACCAACUGCGUCCAGAAGGUUCGCCUAUGGAUCAUACUGACAGUGGAUUAGGCCGCUCUCCUCAUAGUUCUGUACCUGGUACUUCAUCGGACAUUUACCCCAGUAUAAAUUUUUCAAGCACACAUUCCAGUCGUUGUGGCACAGCCAGUGGUGGAGGUUCAUUGAACACUCAGCAGUCUCCUGCAAGCAUGCAGGGCUCGCCCAUGAACACCAGUACACUAGGUAUCUUGGAGGAAAGCAAUGAAAGCAUGGGAGGCUACUCACCAGCUUCGCAGAGCAUGCUUAGCCCACGACCUCUGCCCCCUAUACCUACACGCUCUCAUAUGGUUGGAAUGCCAGGUAUGCAGGGUGCUUAUGGACAGAACACCUAUCAUUAUGGACAUCAUCUUCAAGGUGGUAUGAUGGCUAGUUAUCCCCAGUCCAUGCCUAGACAGACUUACCUGCCUAAUGCUGGUCCAUACACUAGCACCAACAGCUGUCGCAUGGGUGCCAUGCAGGCUCAGCGGAUGAUGUACUCUCAGAACUUUGAUGAGCAACUGUUAAACAUCCCUCCAGAUGGAGUUCAUACAUCAUUUCCCCAACCAGGAAUGGAUUCAGACAUGGUCCCUACGGUUGAAUCUAUACAAGUUCCCCCAGAGCCUAGUGUGCAGCAAUAUCUUCAGCUCACUGCAGUCAACCGCUGUAACAGUCGAUUGUCUGCAGUGUAUGCAGAUGGAUCCACUUGAGACUGUGUAACCUUUGUUUUGGAUUUGAAGAAGAAGAAGAGGAAGAUUUUAGAAGCACAGACUUCAAGAGACCUAACAAUUACUUCAAGGACUGAUGUUGACAGUGGUGUUUCUUUUUCAAACAAAUCGGAGAUGUUAGAACUAAGUGAGACUUUUCAGCAUGCAGGCAUGUGACAGGUGGCUGUGCUUCUUGUUAUUGGCUCAUUACCUGGGCAUGAAGUGUGCGUGAGAACUAGAUCCAAAUACACUAAGUGAAAAGACGACAUUAAGUGGCUCCCCUUGUAGAUCAGGGAGUCUGCAAAAACUAAGAGGCAUCACUGUUUUUCUGUCCUUUGAGGAUCAUGUUUCAUAGAGGUGGUGAUCUCUUUACACAGAUGAACAAUUUUGAUGUGAAUGUUCAUUGUUCAAAAGAAGAGUGAUGCAUCCACAUGCAGACAUUUAUGUGCUGGUGUGCACAGGAGUACAUGAAAAGGAGUGUGUGAGUGGUUCAUGUGUCGAGGAGGACAAGAGUGUGGGGACUGUCACAACUAUGUCCCAUUAUUUUGGCUUCCUUGGUUGUCUAGAUUCUGGUGCCAGACAUGUUAUUCUGCUAAAAGCAGGGAAAGUUUGUUUCAUGGGGAGUGUUGUUGACAUGGGUCUUUCUAUAGUAUUUCAGCAUUGUCAGUAUAUGUUCAUGUUCUUGGUGUGUGUGGGGAUAGAAUAUGUGUGUGAGAGAGGAAGGAAUGGAGAAUAUUUGUGUGAUUCCAGAAAGACCAAAGUCUUUCUACUGGGUGUAGCUUAUGUUUUAAGUUACUGUCAGCUGUUUAUACUUGCCUUAUGCUAAAUCAAAUUUGUACAAGAACUUUUGGGGGUUUCUAAACCGUUAAGAAUUGUGAUUUUAGAAGCUUUCAGGUAUUUGACAAUGUUUUAGAAAUUAAUGUUGUUGGAAAUAGCCAAAAGUAUUUUCAUUUAUAUGAUGUCUUAAUCAGCAUUCAUUUUAUCAGAUUUGCCUGCCAUCUCUGCCAGUUUAAAAGUAGUCAGGGUUAUACCACAUUCUUGUGGCCACACCGUCCAUUUUGGCAAUCUCCGUCCACCUGAAGAGUUGUGAUAGUUUUCCACACGUUGCCAGACACAACCAUAAAACUUCAAAGGUCAUUUUUGAAAUGCAGUGAAAUUCUGCAUUUAAUGCAAGUUGGUUUGCCUUUUAAAGGCACGAUCUUGCUCACCAUGUACUUAAGUCAUUGUUCCAAAACUGCCAUCUUUUCACAAGCCAUGAAAUUAAGCUUGCUUCUUCCUACAACUUGCUGUGCGAAGUAUUUGUCCUUCAUCACUUUUCUCAGGAUGAGAUGAGAGUUUUAUCUUGUGAAGAAUGAUGGCAGCAUGUAGAACUGGUGUUUCAUGCAUGCCUGGUUUAUGUCUCUAGAGGAACAGAUCUAGAAUUUUGACUUGUUUUUCCAAACUGGGAGCCAGUGCAGGUGUUUUUGGUGCUUGAUCUCUUUAAGGAGAAAAUGUGAAGAAUAUUUUGGACACUUACAAAGAAAAAAAAUGCAAAACAAGAUUUGAUCAUGCACUUUUGUAAUCAACUGAACAUAUUUUUCCAGCAUUCCAGGAAAGCAGUUUAUAAUUAUUUGUCUGGUCAUUUCAUCUUAAAUUCCUAAUUUCAGUCUAGCUGACAUAACUCAUUCAACAAAGAAACUGUCAGUCACAGGGUACUGACUUGCAGGUUACAUUGAUGCAAACAUUGAUUUUUAAGUUUACAUCUUUCAUGACCUGCAGCUUUUUGUCAUAAAUUUAGGAUCUGCUGACGCAUGGAUCCAAUGCCUUGAAGUAUAUUGAGAUGUUAAUAAGUGUGCCUGAGAAAUAUACAAGUGGUGUCAAGCUGCUGCUUUCAAAUUAGCCAUGUCUACAGACUUGUGCUGCUUGCCCGUCCAAAUGAACUUGCAGGAAUUCUAGAAUGAUUCUAGAUUCUAGAGUGGUUAUAUUUUUGGUAAUUUUUGUUUCUAAGUUACCAGUCGAAGGCCAAGAUCUUUGUGAUAAUGUUGGAGCUGUUAUGGUGUAAGAGAGUUUCCUUUACCUACAAUGUACAAACCUCAAUCCUAAUUAUUUUUUGUUGUUUUGGAGACCUAUUAAUCAGGUCUGCCAAGUUCUCUAUUAUUUUUUCAUUCCUCAUGUCCCUCCAUUUAGCUGUUAGAGUUUACAAACUAUAUGUGUAUUCAUAUAAAAUUUCCAAACCCAUUCCAAAACUAUGGUUUUCAUGUUGUUACAGUGUUAGCACUUUUAUAGAUUGUUUAUAGUUGCCAUGUUGUUAUUCUGAGCACAUUUUUGUUAAGUUGAAGUAAAUGCUGUAGACCAUUAUACAGUUGCAUGCACACAGUUGAUUGAUCCCUAUUGAAUUGGUUAUUAUUAGAGUUGUAUGCAUCAGAGAUGAUUGGUCAAUUUCCUAUUGUAUUUAACACUCCACCUGUUAUAUCUGCCUCUUGACAUGGGUGGGGUUGAGGACUGCAAUACAUACUUGCAGCCAGCCCAGUUUCUUGUGUUGUGUAGCAGUGCAUUGCCUAUCAUUCUGCAAAUUAUUUUGUAACUGCAUCAUGCUACUUAAAUUAUUGUAACUUUUAAAAUAACCAGUGAUUAAGCAGUUUAUUUAUCAAUCCAAAUACAAAUGUAACUUAUUUUUAUUAUUUUAAUGGGUCUUUAAAAAUAAUUUUGUAGUGUUUGUUUUUAGGAAUUUCAAAAAGAAGGUAAAUGGACUUUAAUUAUGUUGGAAGUUUGUUUCCGAUAAAUUUAUGAAGAUAUCAAAAUUAAUCAGAUAUAGUAUGAUACAUCUUAUAGAAGAGUUUUCAAUCUGACUCACUGUAAGUUGUAACAGGAAAAUUUUGGCAGACUGUACAAAAAAUUAAAGGCAGAAAAAAUCCUACAAGUACCAAAGAUUCUUUGAUCAACAUUUAUUAACAAGUGUCAUACUUAAACAGCUUCUGGUGCCUCUUGUCAUAUGAUACUGUCACCUUCCUUUUACUCUUUAUUUUUUUGUGCAUAUUUAUAACUAAUAAUUUGCUUUGCAAUAUUCUUUACUUGGAUAAACUGUGCACUUUAGUCUCCAUUCCUCCGACAUCAUAGUGUAAAUACAUGCAGGUCCCAUCUAGAGAAUGCAUUGUCAUAUUAAUUGAAAUGGUGCACAUAUUGAAGCUCAUAUGUGUUGAGCUUAGAAAAUAUUUGUACAGUUGCAAAAGAAUAAGUGUUAUCUUUCUUCAGAUUACCUGGGCGCUCCCUUUCCCCAACCACAAAAAGCCUAUAAAAUAGUUAAAUACCUUUUUUUUGUUGAUUUAUUUGCAGAAAGUUCCACUCAGACAUGUCUUAAAACUUUUUUCAAAAUAACUUGCAGGGAUCUAAAUUGAUGCUUUUACUAUUGUUUUAAAAUAGUGUAGUGCACCCAUGCAUGGGAGUUAUCUGGUCCAUCUUAACAAAAUGAAGAUGAUCCACUCAAAACCCUAAAGCAUAUGAAUGGGCAUACACACAAUUCCCUCAGUGUUUUAGAGUGCCCACAUUGUGUUCAUUGAUUUCAAUCCCGGUGUUCCAGAAGCAUGAGUUUCAAGUUCUCAUUUACAGUGACAGAGGCCGAUCUGCAAAGAGCAGCUAGAUGCACUUACAGAGAGGACAAAAAACUUGGUCUUUAAUACAUCUGUUAGCCUUUUUUUCAAAUUCAUUCCCCACCAUGUCCAUGUAGCAGUUAUGGAAUCUUACUCUAAAGCCAGUGUCAUGGAGUCUCAAGUUUCUAGCAAAUUAGUGAACUAGUGGUUGUAGUAUCAUUAAAUAGAAUUUGUAGGAUUGUCAAAGCAUCCCUCAGGUCACAAAUUUUGUAUUAGAAUUGCCUUCCUCAUAAAAAUAAAUUGUUUCUGUCAGCUACACUUUACAAAAAAUUAAUAUGUAAAUAUAUACAUUUAUUAUGUUGCGACACCCUUUGCAUGAGCAGAAAUAUUAUUUGCAUAAACGUAUUAUUUUACAUGGUGGGAUGUCAGAUACCUUGCCAGAUAAAGAGUUUAGCUAUUAAGUCCAACUAUCAUGUGAUGUAGAAAUAGUCUUGCAUCAAACUGUGAUGGUGAGAGAGAGGUGUACAUAUUAUUGUGAAAUAUGUCUUCAAAAUCAUUUUUGUCAUUUGAAAACUUCAUCUGGAGGCAACCAAGUCAUUUCAGACUGGUAAAGGACACGUCAGAUGUAGCAUUUAAAAUGUGUAGUUGCUUCAUUUGUAUUUUUUUGUGUAAAAACUCUGACAAUUCAAGUUUAGUUGUUCAGCUGACAAAAAAGAUUCAAGCAAGUUGUCAGACAAGUUGUAGUUUGAAUUUUCUACCCUGAAGUUCGCGUCCUUUUUCUCUUAUUUUUUAUGUUACCCAAACUGUGAUGGAAACAAGGAAUGUUAACAAAGGCUACUUACAAAAUAAUGCAUUGAUAAAUCUCUCUUCACAACCAUUGCCUUCUGCAAGGACAUUCCAUGUUUGUUAUACUUUGUUGUAUUUGCCAGUAAAACGUUUUUAUUCAGAUAUUUGUUGCCACAGCUGAUCCGUCUGCAGUAUAUUUCUUCUCUGACCUGAAGUUAACACAUGGUACGAAGGCAAGACUUUUUUUAAGUUACCAACUUCCACUUUUGCCUGUAGCUUAAAAAAGAUUGUGAAUAUAAAAUGUUACAUAAGAGCAAUAAUGAUUCUGUGAUAUUCAGUGGAUAAAUGCUUUUGAACUUUAAUCAUCAUCAGCUGGAUUUCACAAGUGUUGUUGGUAUCCCCAAAGAACAGUAAUUUUUCGUGUAAGAUUAUUUUCAUGUUAUCAGGUUGUACUUUUAUAGCAUACAUGCCUUCCUGUGUGUCAUCUCGAUCAUUAGAUUACCAUCUUCCUGUGUGUCAUCUUGGUCAUUUGAUUCCCAUCAUACAGCAACAGGAGUUGGUGGUUGCACCCUCAUGUAGUAUUGAAACCAUCCAGUUCUUUCAUCAUAAGCUCAUAUUAGGACCUAUUCUACUGGCCUAUUUUUAUUUUCUUUCAUUGAUCAAUAAAGACAUCUUCAAAUAGUCA
This is a messenger RNA of Pomacea canaliculata, 9172 nucleotides long. RefSeq lists its product as uncharacterized. Bases 839 to 4138 code for a protein of 1099 amino acids. The record is from RefSeq and is a predicted model, not a curated record. NCBI's taxonomy places the organism in Eukaryota, Metazoa, Mollusca, Gastropoda, Architaenioglossa, Ampullariidae. Gene Ontology annotation, molecular function: DNA-binding transcription factor activity, RNA polymerase II-specific; RNA polymerase II cis-regulatory region sequence-specific DNA binding. The transcript is spliced from 10 exons. Gene Ontology annotation, biological process: regulation of transcription by RNA polymerase II. Gene Ontology annotation, cellular component: nucleus.